GGGUGGGGGCUCUGGGUGGCGGUAAUGCACCUUAACGCUGGUUGCCACCCGACAAAAAAGAGCAGAAGAAGAAAAAGAAGCGGAAGAAGAAGCGGAAGGAGAAGCGGAAGGAAAGCAACAGCAACAAUAACAACGACAACGACAACGACACUAGCAUGGCUACAGAGAGUGAUCCCGAGUCAGAGGUGUUCGAGAUCACCGACUUCACCACGGCGUCAGAGUGGGAACGGUUUGUGUCCAAAGUGGAGGAAGUGCUAAAUGACUGGAAGCUGAUAGGGAACUCGGCAGGAAACCUGUCCCCAGAGAAGGGUGAAUACACCAGAGGCACCUGGGGGGAGAAGUCUCUGGAUAUAAGUUUUGCUGACUUUAAGUUCUUCAUAACACACUUCUUCCUGAAACGAGAACAUGAGAAGGAUGAUGUGAAGCUUGAAGAAGAUACCUUCCCCUUGGCAAUGCAGGACCUUCUGUGUAUGAACAAUGAUUUCCCACCUCGAGCCCACUGCCUGGUUAGAUGGUAUGGUAUGCAAGAAUUUGUGGUCAUCACCCCUGGAACCAACUGUGAGGCCAUCAUCAGUGAGUCAAAAUGCAAUCUGCUCCUCAGCUCCAUCUCCAUUUCCUUGGCCAACAGUGGUUGCCAGGUGCCCAUGUUCGUCCAGAUCCAGCAGAAGUGGAGACGGAUGUAUGCUGGAGAGUGCCAGGGGCCAGGUGUGCGGACAGACUUUGAGAUGGUCCACCUCAAGAAGGUGCCAAGUCAGUACAACCACCUGUCUGGCCUGCUUGACAUCUUCAAGUCUAAGAUGGGUUGCAACCUGUCCCCUCUACCUCCAGUCAACAUUGCAAUCCGCUUUACCUACAUUCUCCAGGACUGGCAGCAGUAUUCAUGGCCACAGCAACCUCCAGACUUUGACACACUUCUUGGAGGUGAAGUGGGAGGAGUGGAGUUUGGUAAACUUCCUUUUGGAGCCUGUGAGGAGCCAAUCAGUGAACUUCAUCUUGCAACCACUUGGCCUCACCUGACAGAAGGCAUAGUUGUGGAUAAUGAAGUCUACAGUGACCUUGACCCUCUCCAAGCUCCUCACUGGUCGGUCCGAGUCAGGACAGCAGAAAAUCUUCAUUGUUUACUGGGUGACUUACUCACAGACUUCUUGAAGCUCUGCAGGAGGAAGGAGUCCACAGAAGAGAUUCUUGGAAAAUUGAUUGAAGAUGAGGGCAAAGAAAAUAGUGACAUCAGCUCUGCUUUAUCCAAGCUGACGGAGCCAGCAGCUACAGUACCGAUCUCUAAACUAUCCGUCUCCAAUAUGGUGCACAGUGCCCGAAAGCACAUCCGACGCCGCAGGCGCAAUGACGAGUCACCACUCAACACUGAUAUACUCAAUUCUGUCCUUAUGUAUCUCUUUCCAGACGCUGCUGUGGAGAGGUCAUCGGAGAACCGCAAGAAUAAAGCUGCAAAGGCAACCUGCUCUGAGAAAUCCGAACAAGAUAAAAACUCUGACUAUAACCUUUACCUCCAGCUAAAGUCAGCACCCAGUGACAGUCUGACCUACCGGUUGGCACUGUGUGUGUGUUUGGCAAACUACAAUCAUGGUGGGCUGCGGGCUGUUGCCCACCUCUGGCAGGAGUUUGUCCUUGAGUUGCGCUACCGCUGGGAAAACAACUACCUAAUUUAUGGACUGACUGGUGGACCUCCUGAUCUUCGCUGUUGUCUUUUGCAUCAGAAGCUCCAGAUGCUCAACUGCUGUAUUGAGAGGAAGAGAGCCAGAGAUGAAGCUCGGAAGGUGCUGGAGGGAAACCGAGAGAGAGAGCGCAGGGUGUCUGGUGGCUGCCAGAACAGCUCUCCCCUACCAGAGUCUCCAAUGGUAACAACAACUGCCUCCACCUUAACAAGGGAAGUGUCACCGGGAAAAUCCUGGGACUCUUGGAGCGACAGUGAGGAUGAAUUCUUUGAGUGCCUAAGUGACCAGGGGGAAGUGGAAGCUCCACAUACUGAGGGAGAAAAGGAUGGAAGUAAAAGUAAAGCAGAGGGCAGACUGCACCCUUUUAACAACAUGACUCUACUCAACUCUACAGAUCUUCUCUAUGUUCCUGUCACACAGGAACCUGCUCCCAUGACAGAGGAUCUCUUAGAGGAGCAUUCAGAGGUACUGGCCAAACUGGGCACAUCAGCUGAAGGUACUCAUCUCCGUGCCCGGAUGCAGAGUGCCUGUCUUCUCUCUGACAUGGAGUCCUUUAAGUCAGCCAACCCAGGCUGUGUUCUGGAGGACUUUGUGCGCUGGUAUUCACCCAGGGAUUACAUUGAGGAGGAGGUAGUCGAUGAGAAUGGUGACACAGUGGUCAAAGGCAAUCUAAGUCCCAGGAUGAAGAUCCCAGGCAACAUGUGGGUAGAGGCUUGGGAGACAGCCAGGGCUAUACCUGCACGCCGCCAGAGAAGACUUUUUGAUGACACUAAGGAGGCCGAGAAGGUUCUGCAUUAUUUGGCUGUGCAGAAACCUGCGGACCUGACCCUCCAUCUCCUACCAUGUAUACUGCAUUCUGCUAUUCUGAAGUUAAAGGAGGAAGAGUCAAUAGAAGACAUUCCAUCAGUCAAAAAAAGCAUUCAACAAGCUACAUCUCAAGCCAGCAAGCUGCUACAGCCCCACAACUAUGACUACAAGAAGUUAGAGGAUUUCAUCAACCAGUUGAUGACCAUGGAAAUGGUCAUCACCCAAGCUCGCUCACUCAAAGCCAAGUUUGCCGUCAGUGAGGAUGAGAAGGGAGGGGACACUGAUGAACUAGAGAAGUUUGUGAGCUCCCUGUUGGAUGAACCAGAGGUUGUAGUCGUCGGAGCUGGACAGGGAUCAGCUGGUAGCAUAAUACACAGGCUUUUUGUCAGCGCUCAGAGGCUGACUGACUUCACCAGUGAUGAGGCUGCUCUGCUGUCACCACUGGAUGAAGACUUGGGGAACGACAAGAAGCCAACUGGAGGCAGCAACAAAGUGCCUGACUUCCCUUCUCCAGCAGGCCGGGAGAUUCUGUUGCGUUCAUGUGUCCCUCGGCCAGCACCAUACUCCAAAGCUCUGCCUCAGCGGCUCUUCUGUGUGUUGAUGAGGGAGGAGUUCAGGCUGGCAGGGGCCUUCUCUUCAGACACUUCCUUCUUCUAAGAUUAAAUAUUGUUUGCAUCUCAAACUAUAUGCCCUUUGGUGAUUAUAAUUUGCACCGAACAACCAGAACUAGAAGAUCUGUUAAUGACAAAGGGUUGCAUGUUAAAAAUUUUCAGUUAGUUGUUUAGAGGAAUUUCUCUCUUCUCCUGAGAAACUGAAAAGAUGAGUGUUCUCAUGCACCAUGCGAGGUCAUCUUAUCUGUGGCAGGCCGAGAGAGUUGAUGGGUAGCUGAAGGCUGUCUCGGGGUGUCACAGUCGCAGAAUUUAGGCUACACCUUGCAAAACACAUAGCAGUAAAUAUAGAACACACUCAGACAGAGACAGAUGGAGAAAGCUAUUCUGUUUGUGAGAUGACGACAUUACUCCGACAGAGCUUAAUACACCUACAGAGACCGGGGGUUAUGCAGAUUUUUGGGACACCACACAAUGACCACUUGUUGAACUGUGUAACGAACCAGAAAUCUCCUCGAUAUAUAUUGAGCUCUUAUAACAUCCACGGUCUCUGUCUUCCUGAUUCAACUGCAUCAAUUUUUCCAUCACAAGUUAGUCCUCUGUUUUGAUUCAUGAGUAAACAAUUGCAUAUAUCAAGUGUUUUUUUAAGGAGAGGGCUUAACAGGAAGUCUCACCAUGCAUCAGUAAUACUUCUUUUCAUCGUCAACCCCAGUGAGAACAGUUUACAUGCAGAUUUUCCAAAACAUCUUAUCAUGUCCACUUUGACCUGUAUCCACAUUCUUUUAGCGGUUGUGAGCGCAAAUAUUUCGUUGGCCACACUGAAAUACCGUCUACUCAUCUGAUGUCCUCUGACCCGGUAAAGUUUAAUAAUGAACUGAAAGUUUUUUUUUACACUUCUCAGAUUUGUGGCCACUACUACAAUAUUAACACCGACUGCCACGUCAUUUUUUUUUUGUUGUUUUUGUUUAAAGCUCCAAUAUUAUACCCCUUUCCUGAUGUUUAACAUGAAGUUUUGAUAUAUUAAAGAUAUAUAUUCAAGGUUUUAAGUACCAAAAACCAUCCCAAUAUGGUUUUAUAGCUCUUUUCUCAGGAGCUCUGCUCAGGUCGAUUUUGGCCUGUCUAAUUAAUAUACAUGAGCCUCACUUCUGAUUGGCUUUUUUCUGAGUGAGGCCAGGCCAACCACCUCCUCAAACACUCGGAAGUCUCGGUGUGUCUGUUCAUCGUGCUGUUGGCCCUGGAGAAACUAUCUCCCUGCUCCCCGACUAUGCAAAAUUCAUCAGUAACCGGUGUCGGCGGAAGAUGGCAGAGCGAUCUGCUGAGCGACUGGAUGCUGUACAAAGCUGACGUGACUUGGAGCUGAUGCUGGGACAGAGACGACGGCUGUACAGUUCCGAUGACGGAACUGGCGGACCUCCACUGGGACACGCCGCAACGUCUGCCCCAGCAACAGCUCCACGUCGCGGGCCGCGACCGAUGAAUUUUGCAAAGGUAAAAAUAAUUCAGGGUUGGUUCUGGUCCCUUGUAUUAAUAUCCUUAAGAAGCCUGUGCAAUUAUGCCGUUUCCUGACAUCCAUCGACUGAACAGCUUUCCUACGGAAGUCCUGACGCCUUGUAAAAAAAAGCAGCUGCUGAGUGCAGGCUGUGUAUUUGUCUGUUUAUUAACUGUUUUGACACUUACAAAGCCCAUAGACCUUAUUUAUUCUGAAAAAAGUUGAAAAAAUAUUACAUGGGAUAAUUCUCUCAUCCCCUCCUGACUCUUGUUAUACAACCAAAAUAAUAAAUAUGUUAUUGAAAUCAAACAAAAUCAAAGUGUCUCAAAAUAUCUACUGUUUUGACAUGUAAGCCACAUGGUUCUCUUUUUCUGGUGUCCUUGAUUUACAAUUUGUAAGAUAUUAUUGACAGCAUGCCAAGUAAUAAGAUAACAUGAGCUUGUUUUUAGGUGCACAACAAGGGUUUACUGAUCACACUCGAUGAUAUGCUUAUGGCAUUUCAGCACUAUUUUAUCAACUUUAGCAGUUGCUGAUUCCUGACACAAGGCAGCAUUUUGCAUAUGAAUACAUAUUUUUAAUUCACAAGUGCAAUCCCAAAUCAGUGUGUAUGUCCUGCUCGUUAAAUGAAAUGACAUAAAUAAUAUUUACUUGUUGCUGCAGAAGCCAGUGUGAUCGCUUAAAAAGUUUGCAUUCAUUUCACUCCAUCUCAAUUAAUAACUGUUGACAAUGUUGACCAAUGGUUUGUGUUAUGCUGAUGUAGGAAGUGAUGGGAUUUAUCAGUGUAUGUAGGCAAUGGGUACAUAAUAAAUGUUGUUCUCCUCUCUC
Scophthalmus maximus (turbot) is the source of this 5402-nucleotide messenger RNA. It is a transcript of the gene rab3gap1, whose product is annotated as RAB3 GTPase activating protein subunit 1. Gene Ontology annotation, biological process: positive regulation of GTPase activity. The coding region runs from base 156 to 3137 and encodes 993 amino acids. NCBI's taxonomy places the organism in Eukaryota, Metazoa, Chordata, Actinopteri, Pleuronectiformes, Scophthalmidae. The record is from RefSeq and is a predicted model, not a curated record. The transcript has 25 exons. Gene Ontology annotation, molecular function: GTPase activator activity.